AUGGGACCCGAUCCUGAUCAUAUAGUUAUCAAACUUCGCGGUCUUCCUGGAAGUGGUAAAAGUUACUUGGUAAAGGCAUUAAGUGAUUUAGAGGUUUCAAAUGGUGGCAAUGCACUACAAAUCCAUUCCAUGGAUGAUUACUUCAUGACUGAAGUUGAAAAGCUGAAACAGGUUGAGGAGAGCGAAAGUUCCAAAACUUCUGGAGCUGCCAAGGGGAAGCGGACCAUCACAAAGAAAGUAAUGGAGUACUGUUAUGAGCCAGAAAUGGAGGAGGCCUAUCGAGCAAGCAUGUUGAAAGCGUUUAAGAAGACACUAGAGGAUGGAAUUUUCAAGUUUGUGAUUGUGGAUGACGGAAAUCUGUGGUUAGCUGAUUUUGCUCAAUUUUUGGCACCUGCAAAGAGGUCGGGGUAUGAAGUUUACAUUCUUGAGGCGACUUACAGAGACAUUGCGGGAUGUGCGGCUAGGAAUGUGCAUGGCUUUACUUCUGAGGACAUUCAGAAAAUGGCAAAUAAAUGGGAACACACUCCCCCUUUAUAUCUACAACUAAAUACCCAGUGGCUAUUCCACGAUGAUGAUCUGAAUGACCAAGGGAUUGCAGAGUGCAAGAAAGUACACCUGUCCAUGAUAAUGUCUUGCUUACAAGUGGAGAUGGAUAUGGAGGAAGUGGACUGCAGUAUGGAAGAACCCCUUUUGAAGAACGAUGAGAAAUUUAUACAGAAUCCUGAUUCCCCAUCACCAGAUUAUGAAUAUGAAAGGCAUCAGUCUGGAAUUGGGCAGAGGUGGCAAGCUGAAAUUUCUGACUCGUUAAAAGAAGUUAAAGAAACAGAGAAAAGUAAAUGGUCCACGAAUAUGGAUGAGGUUGCUGAUGUGGUAAAACCACCUAAGAAUACGUCUCAGACUGCACUCUCUGGACUGAUACAGGCAUAUGGCAAGGGAGAUAAAUCCGUCCGUUGGGGUGAUCAUGAAGGACGGAGUGGCUUUGCUAUAGGAGUUGGAAAGAAGUCUAAGUCUCUGAUAAUUGGACCUGGAGCGGGUUACAAUUUGGACUCCAAUCCAUUACCUGAAGAAGAAACUGCAAGUGAGAGUGACCAUGGUAGUUCCGGGGAGUCAAAGAGGCGAACUAUGUUUCUUGAGCAUAUCCGUGCAGAGCAGGAGUCUUUCCGUGCCGUUUUCGAUAGAAGACGACAGCGCAUCGGUGGGCUUGAUGUGGAGGAUGAUUAGUUACUGAUUCUGUAUUAAGUUGAACAAUUUUGAUCAUCCAUCGUUGUCACUAUUGUAAUUUGUAUAUAUAGAAAAGGAAAAU
Nymphaea colorata (pocket water lily) is the source of this 1303-nucleotide messenger RNA. RefSeq lists its product as uncharacterized. The record is from RefSeq and is a predicted model, not a curated record. Gene Ontology annotation, cellular component: nucleus. The transcript has 12 exons. NCBI's taxonomy places the organism in Eukaryota, Viridiplantae, Streptophyta, Magnoliopsida, Nymphaeales, Nymphaeaceae. The coding region runs from base 1 to 1221 and encodes 406 amino acids. Gene Ontology annotation, biological process: regulation of telomere maintenance.